Messenger RNA from Fusarium proliferatum ET1, 1515 nucleotides. RefSeq lists its product as uncharacterized. The coding region runs from base 1 to 1515 and encodes 504 amino acids. Gene Ontology annotation, cellular component: membrane. Gene Ontology annotation, biological process: transmembrane transport. The transcript has 3 exons. The record is from RefSeq and is a predicted model, not a curated record. NCBI's taxonomy places the organism in Eukaryota, Fungi, Ascomycota, Sordariomycetes, Hypocreales, Nectriaceae. Gene Ontology annotation, molecular function: transmembrane transporter activity.
AUGACAGCCCACGAUAAUGUCUCCGCUCAUCAAGAGCCUACGCGUCCCAACUCGUCUUCUGGCUCCGAUAUGAAGGCUGAGGCGAGGGGUAUUGAGGAGGCGCGUGGUGAGAACUAUGAGUAUGUUGAUAAGCAGACUGAGAGGGUUAUCCUCAGAAAGCUCGACUAUCGCAUUAUCCCGAUGGUUAUGUGGGUGUAUCUGAUGAAUAUGAUGGAUCGAGUCAACAUUGGAAACGCUCGUCUGUUCCGCAUGGAAGAAGAUCUCGGCCUGACAGGAAAUGAGUUCCAGCUCUCUGUCUCCGUACUCUUCGUUACCUACUGUCUCUUCGAGUCCCCCUCCAACCUCAUCAUCAAGAAGCUCAAACCAGCCUACUAUCUAGCCGGCCUCACCAUCGCAUGGGGGAUUGUCGCCACCUGCAGCGCCUGGGUGAACAACCUUGGCGCCCUCGUCGCAUGCCGUCUCCUCCUCGGUCUCUGCGAAGCAGGUUUCUUCCCUGGUGUCGUGCUCUACCUCUCCAUGUACUAUGGCCGCAAGAGUCUCGCUCUUCGUAUCGCAUACUUCUUCUCCACCGCUGCCAUCUCUGGUGUAGCUGGUGGUCUUGUUGCUUAUGGCAUUAGCUUUAUGGAUGGUGCCAUGGGCUGGAGUGCGUGGCGAUGGAUCAUCCUUAUCAAUGGUGCACCUACCAUCGUCACCGGCGUUGUUAUUCCCUUCGUUUUGCCAAACAGCCCUGAGACUGCUAAGUUUUUGACCGAGGAGGAUAAGAUCAACCUGCAGAAGAUUCAUGAUGAGCAGGUUGGUCGGGCUAGAAACAACCGAGAGCUUCUCAAGGAGGACGUUCUUGAUGGUGUUAAGGACUGGACCACUUGGGUUUACUGCUUCGCUCUCUUCCCUACCCUGGCUAUGCUUUACUCGUUCGUUGUCUUCCUGCCCACCAUUGUCAAGGCUAUGGGUACCUGGUCAUCAGCUGAGGUUCAAGCGAUGACUGUUCCCGUCUACGCUAUUGGAGCCAUCACGUAUCUCAUCGGCGCUCGUCUCAGUGACAUUACCCAAAAGAGAGGCUUCUUCGUCAUGGGAGGUAUCGGAUCCGCCAUCAUCGGCUAUGGCAUGCUUAUCGCUGGCAAAGGCGCCGCUGUCUCAUACGCAGGCUGCUGUUUCGUCUCAAUCGGCAUCUUCCUCUCAUCCGGUAUUUCCUUUGCUUGGGUUCCCGCCAACAACCCCCGCUACGGAAAGCGAGCUUUCUCGACGGGUAUGCAUCUAACCAUCGGUAACGCUUCUGGCGUCGCAUCCCCGUUCCUCUUCUCUAGCCAGUAUGCUCCUCACUACCGCCCUGGCUACGGUGCCAGCAUGGGAAUGCUUGUUGUGUCGUUGAUCCUGAAUAUCAUCCUCCAUCUUCACUUCAAGCGACAGAACAAGCUUCGUGACGAGGGGGAGCAGGAUUACUUGCUUGAGGGUAAGACUGAGGAGGAGAUUGAGUCUAUGGGUGAGAGAAGCCCGAGGUUCCGCUUUACUGUUUGA